GAUUGUGUGCGGCAGACAGAUAGAUGGAAGGAUACAACCCGUCGCCGUCGUUCCCUCGAAGCAACGUCCUGCCGAGCAACCAGCCGCCAUCAGGAGGCAAUUCCACGAACAACCAGGCAUCGUCGUCUUCGUCGUCUGUGCCCAUGGCCCCGAAACCAACGACCUCAAACCAACCGUCGUCCUCCGGAGUGCAAGUGCCGAGUCUGGGCGCACCACAGUCGUUGUUGAACCAGCACAUGAGUCAUCUGUCGCAGAGUCACACGCACCCUCAUCCGUUGCAUGGAGGCCACUCGCUUCCACACCAGCAUUCUUUGCAUCAUCCGCUUCCACUGCCUCGACAACCCCAAUCGUCCCACAUCACUCUCGCGGCGAUGCCGCAAUCCCGUCCAGGCGGCGUUCCCAAUCGCGGCCUUCCCCCUCCUCCCUUUAGCUCUGGACCCAUGCAAAUGAAUACGCCACAUCAACGCGAGUACCCGCCUUACUUCACGGACAUUUCUCGUCCUGCUCCGCAACAACAACAGCAACAACAACAACAGCAGCAGCAACAACAACAACAACAGCAGCAGCAAUCAUCAUCGUCGUCGUCGUCCACAGCCCAGCAAGCUUCCGCGCCGCCGCCGUCCGUCGCGGUUCAGUCGACCCAUUUGAACAUCAACAACCCACAAAUCGGUCCCCCGCGUCCCAUUCGCGAGCUACGCGUCGAAGACGCGCUCUUGUACUUGGACCAGGUCAAGCAGCAAUUUGGCGACCAACCUGAUGUGUACAACCAGUUCCUGGACGUGAUGAAGGAGUUCAAGUCCCAAACCAUCGACACCCCCGGCGUCAUUCAGCGCGUGUCGGAGCUGUUCAAGGGCCACCCGAACCUCAUCUUUGGCUUCAACACGUUCCUGCCGCCGGGGUACCGCAUCCGUCCCGAAACGCUCGACCUGUACACGGUGUCGCAGCCGGCGCCGUCGUCUGCGACACCGCUUCAAGCCCGUCCGAACGGCCCUCCUCCCACGUCCUCCUCGACCAACAACAAUGGCACGUUGCCUCCGCUGUCAUCUUCGUCCACCUCUUCCAUGAGUCUGCUGCGUCCACCGCCCGUGAGCAUCCCGCCGUCAGACGCCGCGCUGGCAUCAUCCAACCAGCCGGCGGCACCGCCGCUUUCAUCGAAGAAGCAGCCAUCAUCCAAGCAAGCGGCCAUCCCAGCAGGAGCCAAGGGCGGCGGAGGGCCGCAACCCGUCGAGUUUGACCAUGCGAUCCUGUAUGUGACCACGAUCAAGAAGCGCUUUGCCGACGAGCCAGAAACGUACAAGGCUUUCCUCGAGAUCCUGCACACAUAUCAGAAGGAGCAAGGAUCAAUCAAGCAAGUUCUGGACCAAGUGAGCUUUCUCUUUCGUGAUCAUCCCGACUUACUGCGCGAGUUUACGUUCUUCCUACCCGAUGCAGUGCAAGAACAGGCCAAGGAACGGCUGAACAAGGCGGCGGAGAAGGCGCAGCUCCGUCAAGCCAAGUUGCUGGCUUCAACGUCGUCGUCGCAUCCUGCGAAAUGCGAUACAGUGAAGAAAAAAAGUGUGAAAAAAGAGCUGAAAAAAGACUUGCUCAAAGACGCGAUCGACGACAAGGACUUGAAUCAAGGUAGUGGACGCCGUUCGAAACAAGUGCAGAAAGAACGCGGCCGAAACAAAGCCACGUAUGAUGGGCUGGUCAAGCAGCGCAAACACAAGAUGGACACGCCGCCGCAGCGCCGCGACUUGCUCGCGACCACCCAAACACUGAUGGAUCCCAGUGAAUGGCACAUGUUUGAGAAGAUCAAGAAGGUGCUGCCAUCCCGAGAUAGCUGGCGCGAGUUCCUGAAAUGCCUAGAGCUAUAUGCGCAAGAAAUUGUGGGCCGGGAUGACCUCGUAGCGAUGGUGCAAAACUUGCUGGGCCGACACUCUGACGUUGUCGCAGAGUUUACAGCGUUGCUGCAUACCCACGGCCAAGCGAAAGAUGACUCUGGCGGCGAGAUCUGGCCGUUUAUCCCGCUCGCUGAGACGGACUUGUCGCAGUGCCGCCGCGCGACCCCGAGCUACCGCGCGCUGCCGGCGAGCUACCCGCUGCCGCCGUGCAGCUUUCGGAGCCCCAUGGAGCGGCAUGUAUGUAACGACGCAUGGGUAAGUGUCCCGACGGGGUCGGAGGACUUUAGCUUUAAAAGCAUGCGCAAGAAUCAGUACGAAGAAGCGCUGUUCAAGUGCGAAGACGAACGGUUUGAAAUCGACAUGGUGAUCGACGCGAACGCGGCGACGAUUGCGAUUUUGGCGCCACUGGCCAAGGAAUUGGCCGUGCUCUCGUCGGAUGGCCGAUGGAACUAUGUGCUGGACAAGCACACCCUGCGCGUGACGCACUUGAAUGCGAUUUCGCGCAUCUACGGCGAAGCGGGCCACCAAAUGCUCGAGUUGCUGGCAAAGCACCCCGCGGGCGCGAUUCCCGUGAUUUUCAAGCGGCUGCAGCAAAAGGACGACGAGUGGCGCCGUGCCCGGCAGGACCUGAACAAGCAGUGGAAGGAUGUGAAUGAGAAGAAUUACCACAAGAGUCUGGACCAUUCUUCCUUCUACUUUAAGCAAAAGGACAAGAAGGCGCUGUCCGCCAAGCACUUGUUGAGUGAGGCCAAGAAGACCCUCGACGCCAAGGACUCCGCCAUAUUCACGCUGCCCGCCGCCAAGAUUCACAAGGACGCGUUCGGACUACUCACGUACGCCGCGGAAAAGAUUGCUGGCGACAAGGACAAGAUCAGCAAAAUAUGGACCCAGUUCUUUUUUCCGUUUUUCCAAUUGGACGAAUCCUGGCUCAAACGCAAACCGGUGCGGUCGACGGUGAGUGUGGCGGCGUCCAAGUCCAAGUCGCUGGUCCCGGGCACGGAGGUCGUGUCGGACUUUGGGGAAGGCGUGGUCAAGGCCGUGGACACCAACCGGGGCAUCGCGACGGUGCAGCUGCCCGUGGGGAUCGCGUACAUCCAUGUCGAGUCGCUCACGAUCCAGGAGGCCGCCGACUUUCCGCCGAACGUGGUCGUGUCGGACGAUCGGGACUCUGCCCCUGUAUCUCGAGGGUUCUUCAGCGAAGCCGCGUACGUGUUUGUGCGGCUGUACCAUGUGCUGUACAGUCGGCUGGAGCAGGCGCGGGAGCUGUGCGAGAAGGCCAAGCGCAACCGCAACCGCCGCACCAUCAACCCCGCCGCCGCCAUGCUCGCGCACGCGCAUCAUGUGGCCGAGGUGGACACGCAGACCGGCGACUAUGAAGCGUUCAUGUCCAAGUUGUACGCGUUGAUCGACCAGUCGAUUGAGAGCCCAAGAUACGAAGACUGCUGCCGCAGCUUGAUGGGGUCGUCGUCGUACUUUUUGUUUACGAUGGACAAGCUCGUGACGUUGCUGCUCAAGCAGAUGCAGCACAUGGCCACGGACGACGCGUGUCAGAAGCUGGCGGCGCUCUACCAGAGCCAGCUCGAGUCGCCCUUGGAGAAAGGCGCGUACUUUACAGCCGCCAAGCCCAUCUUUGACGACGAAGGAGAAGGCGCGUUCUGGAUGGAGUUUGCGUCCGGUGUGUUGCGCAAGACCCCGCUCGCGUCCCCGUCCAACAACCCCGGGGUCGACAAGAAGGCAACGACGCAGCUGUGGGCGCCGUCCCCGCGCACGAAACACACGGAACCGUCCAAGUGGCUCGUAGAACCGCACCUGUCGGUCGAGUACCUCGGCUCGGUGGAGGACGACAGCAACAAGGACGACGACGCGACGUUGAGCGAAGAAGACGAGAGCGGUCUGAGUGAAGAGGACGUCAAGAGCAGCAAGAAGCGACCUCGAGACGAACCUCAGGACGAUUCGUCUCCGCCGCCGCCGCCACCCGAGGACACGGACGAGUCGGCCCCCAAGCGAAAGAAGGAGUAGGAAUGUUGGUUCCCCUUUAUAUAUACAGUACCAGUUUGUAUGGGUGAUUGAGUAUGCGGAUGCCGGAUAAUUGUCCAAUACAGUACACUACUCAGAGUAUCAAUCAAUAUAAA
Molecule: messenger RNA, 4015 nt
Organism: Aphanomyces astaci
Lineage: Eukaryota; Oomycota; Saprolegniomycetes; Saprolegniales; Verrucalvaceae
Product: paired amphipathic helix protein Sin3b
Exons: 8
Coding region: 24-3902 (1292 amino acids)
Biological process (GO): negative regulation of transcription by RNA polymerase II
Cellular component (GO): histone deacetylase complex; chromatin
Molecular function (GO): transcription corepressor activity
Source: RefSeq, a predicted model, not a curated record